Plutella xylostella (diamondback moth) is the source of this 1397-nucleotide messenger RNA. RefSeq names its product serine-threonine kinase receptor-associated protein wmd (gene wmd). Lineage: Eukaryota; Metazoa; Arthropoda; Insecta; Lepidoptera; Plutellidae. Gene Ontology annotation, biological process: spliceosomal snRNP assembly. Gene Ontology annotation, cellular component: SMN complex. The record is from RefSeq and is a predicted model, not a curated record. Gene Ontology annotation, molecular function: RNA binding; protein binding.
UUUUCCGUCAUCAUCAGUCGAUUGUCAACAUUCAGCACGAUCAGACUCACUAGGUUAAUUUUUAGUUAUUCAAAGAAAUUUAGUUUUAUUUUCAAAAGUACAAUAACUACAUAUUUGAAACAUAAUGACAACUUUUAAGCAAGUACCUCUCACAUGCGGUGGCCAUACUCGUCCAGUCGUGCAUUUGGAUUUUAGUGACGUUACAAAGGACGGAUUUUAUUUGAUUUCGGCCUGCAAAGAUGGAAAACCCAUGUUGCGGCAAGGAGAGACAGGGGAUUGGAUUGGCACCUUCGAGGGACACAAGGGAGCCGUGUGGGGAGUCGCUCUGACACAAAACGCCAACCUGGCAGCCAGUGGUGCUGCAGACUUUUCAGCUAAACUAUGGGACGCGCGCUACGGCGAGGUGGUGCAUACGUUCGAGCACGAGCACAUCGUGAAGAGCGUCAACUUCAGCGCGGACGACUCGCUGUUGCUCACCGCCAGCAACGAGAAGCUCAUCCGAGUGUUUGAUCUCAACAAGCCGGAGGCUGGACCGGUGGAGAAGUUCCCUGCGCACACGAGCAGUAUCCGGCACGCCGUGUUCCUGCACAACGCGCGCAUCGCCUCCGUCUCAGACGACGGCACGCUGCGCAUCUGGGACCGCGCCUCCGGCCAGGAGGUACACAAAAUAGAAUUUCCUUCCGUUCCAAAUAGUUUGGAACUAUCAAGAGAUGGGGCUAUAUUGACCGUGGCACAUGGUACAAACGUGGCCUUCUACUCCACGGACACGAUGCGGGCCAUGCGCUCCUACUGCGUGCCCACCAAGUGCCUGUCCGCGUCGCUGGCGCCCGGCCGCGCCGCCUUCGUGUGCGGCGGCGAGGACCUCAAGGUCUACAAGUUUGACUACAACUCGGGGAAUGAGAUCGAAUGUAACAAAGGCCACUUCGGGCCAGUCCACUGCGUGCGAUGGUCGCCCGACGGCGAACUCUACGCCACCGGGUCCGAAGACGGCACGGUGCGACUGUGGCAGAGCUCGCCCGGCCGAGUCUACGGGCUGUGGCGGCGCAGCGAUGACCCGCAGCAGGUGCAGCCGUUGGCUAAUGGGUUUAAAGAGUUGGCCGCCAACUGAUGUGGAGGGUUGACGCACAGGAAUAAUGUGGAACUGUGUAAUCGCAAUCAAAAUUGAACGCUUGGUGAUAUCACGACGGAGGGUCAGCAGUUUUCACCAGGACAUGUGUUAUUAAGAGGGGAUUGCAUGAAAUCAAGACAUUUUUUAAAUCCUGAAAUUAUGUUGUGCUAUAUUUUUUUGGCAACAUUUCAGUUUUUUAUACUCAGAAGUAAUGUAUGUACCUAUUUAUUGUAAAGAAACGAAACCGAAUAGACUUGAUAUGCAACAAAAUAAAAGUAAUUUGUACAUA